UUGGAAGGUGCAAAAAGAGGAGGUUUUCUCGGCGGAUUGAAAGGAUUGGCAAAUGGUUUAGCAGGUGCUGUUGCCAAACCAGUCAGUGGUGUUUUGGAUGCAGGAGCAGGAUUGAUAGGAAGUGCCGCAAGAGCUUUGGAUGAUUCUAUGAUUUACAAGGUAGAUAUUAAUAAAAUCAAACUUCCCAAAGUUUUCUUGAGAACAGGUGAUGAAAUCAUUAUCAGCAAGAUCUAUAAGCAACUUUGCAUUGAUGGAAGAGCAGACACGAUAAUUGCUGUGUCUCCUUUCAAUCAAAUCGGCAACGUAAGGAUAUUAGUCGUUCCAAGAAGAAUUGUUUUGUUUACUGUCAGAUAUGAACAGUUUUAUAUUGUACAAUGUGUGAAAGGAAGAAAAAUUGCAUUCGUCAGAAACGAAGGAGCAAAAGUUAUUGUUAAAUACGAAGGUACUGAUCCAACAAUUGUUAACUUCGAGAAUUCCGAUGAAGCGGAAGUUUUUGCUUCUUUAAUCAUGUCUAUACAAAGAAUGGAUGUUUUGUUUAAUAAUUAA
Trichomonas vaginalis G3 is the source of this 546-nucleotide messenger RNA. RefSeq names its product regulation of parkin-mediated stimulation of mitophagy in response to mitochondrial depolarization. Lineage: Eukaryota; Parabasalia; Trichomonadida; Trichomonadidae. The transcript has a single exon. The record is from RefSeq and is a predicted model, not a curated record.